Molecule: messenger RNA, 6616 nt
Organism: Myodes glareolus (Bank vole)
Lineage: Eukaryota; Metazoa; Chordata; Mammalia; Rodentia; Cricetidae
Gene: Kcns2
Product: potassium voltage-gated channel modifier subfamily S member 2
Biological process (GO): protein homooligomerization; potassium ion transmembrane transport; action potential
Cellular component (GO): voltage-gated potassium channel complex; membrane
Molecular function (GO): protein binding; voltage-gated potassium channel activity
Source: RefSeq, a predicted model, not a curated record
CCACACCACACUAUUCCUCCCACACAUGAUUGCUUUUGUUGGAAGCCCCACACCCAGAGACUGCAGAGCCAUGAGUGUAGAGUCCUCUUGGUGAGGACACACUUGCCCAUGCACACAUAUCACACAUGCUCAAAGGUGAGUAGCUGACACAAGAUGUGUCACACUUGGAUCCAGGGAUCCCACACAAAACUAGAUCAAGCAGUCUCUCCAGACCCCCUGAGGAAGCCCAAAGCAGGCUUGUCUUUUGCAUUUGUAUGUGGUUUGGGGAAUCAACAUCCAGACCUUCACAGAUGCCCGACAAACACUAACCCAGAGCUCCAACCCCAGAUGGUUAUGUAGUCUAGAGUCAGAACAGUUUUCCAUUAAGAUGGAAUCCUCAGAGUCACACAAGGAGAAUGUUUCCCACUGUGGCUGUUGUUUUCCUGUGAAUCUGGAGCCACCCUAUGAGAACUACCCUAGGACUUUUGACCAAGACAUGUAGAUGUUAGCUCUGUGCUAAGGAUAAACCCAACAAUCUGAAAACAAGGACCACACCACAGGCCCAGAGACCAAAGGGAGACUCAGGAAUAAGGGUCCAUUUUCCAGUUUGGGUCAGUAGGAGAACCCUAAGUCUUGCGAAUGAGCAUACCGGUGCCGAGGUCACACUGUUUACAUAGCACACAGUCCCACAUCACAAACAUGUCACACUGACACAUACAUAGUCAGACACAGCAUGCUGUAUGCGACUUCCCAUCCAUCAGAAGACUUACGUUAGUGUUGUUCACAGACAUUGGAAAUUCCUACUGUUCUCAAUCACACACGUGCACAGAACUUCAAGCACCCACCUUGAGUUCACACAACCACACUGGCCUGUGCAUACACGGUACCCACACAGAAUUCUCAAACCGAACUCCUUCACUGCUUCCCAAGCCAACAGGACCUGUGCACACCUCCCAGCCUCUUGCUCCACCCACAGCCCUGCCAUGGCUCAACUUGUCUUCUCCGGCAACACCUAUUUUCCAAUAACCCCAUUUUCAGGUGUGGGAAACUUUUCUUCAGGUUUCUAAAAGAGGAAGCCCCGUAGAUCCUUCUGUUGCUGCCCCAUCUGCCCUACAUACCAAAGUCAUCCCUCAUUUCCUAGUCUAUCUCCUACAGAUCCAGCGAGAGAGAAAGUCACCGUAGGUAACCUUCUGCCUGAGCCCUGGGGUGCUGGCAAUAACAGCUGUCCCCGGAGGAUGCGGAGGGAGGGAGGAAAGGUGUCAGCUCGGUGCAGAGCUGGGGGGCGCCCGGGGAGCAGAAUGACGCCCCGGAACAUCUUCGGAGUCUGGGGCGGCGGCUGAGCCCUAGGCUUGAAGCGCACGGAGCUGUCCGUUCAGCACCACCGCGCGGCUUGGGGCUCUGGGCCCACCGCAAGGCGCACGGGCUCGGUUCCCACCCCCGCUCCGCGGGCGCCUGCGGCGUGGGCUCCUGACUCUCUUGGCGGGUGAGGGGCGCGCGAAUCGGAAGAGGGGGGAUCCACGAGCGUCGGGGCCACGCAGCCACCUGUGAGCCUUUCGCGGCUGCAGGCGGCCGUGUGUGGGGCCCGAGACUGAAGGAGGCGCACGGCGGACCCCGCCUGCCCGGUGGCGGGGCACACACACAGGCGCACACAUCCACAUCCUCGCACCCGCGCGCACUCGCGCAGGCAGCCGGCGGUGGCCACCGCGAUGAUGCUCGCCAGCAGAUCGGGGAAGUUUCCCGCCGGCCUCGGCCGCGGGCGCCGGUGCACCCAGGUGUAGCGCCCCCGCGCGGAGCGGGCGCCUGGGCAUCUCCAGCAUGACCCGCCAGAGCCUGUGGGACUUGUCCGAGGCCGACGUCGAGGAUGGAGAGAUCCGCAUCAAUGUGGGCGGCUUCAAGAGACGGCUGCGUUCCCACACGCUGCUGCGCUUCCCUGAGACGCGCCUGGGCCGUCUGCUUCUCUGCCACUCGCGAGAGGCAAUUCUGGAACUCUGCGAUGACUACGACGACGUCCAACGUGAGUUCUACUUCGACCGUAACCCUGAGCUCUUCCCCUACGUCUUGCAUUUCUACCACACGGGCAAGCUUCACGUCAUGGCUGAAUUGUGCGUCUUCUCCUUCAGCCAGGAGAUCGAGUACUGGGGUAUCAACGAGUUCUUUAUCGACUCUUGCUGCAGCUAUAGCUAUCACGGCCGCAAAGUGGAACCUGAGCAGGAGAAGUGGGACGAACAGAGUGACCAGGAGAGCACCACGUCCUCCUUUGACGAGAUUUUGGCUUUCUAUAAUGACGCUUCCAAGUUUGAUGGGCAACCCCUGGGCAACUUCCGCAGGCAGCUGUGGCUGGCAUUGGACAACCCGGGCUACUCAGUCCUCAGCAGGGUCUUCAGCGUCCUCUCCAUCUUGGUGGUGUUGGGAUCAAUCAUCACCAUGUGCCUCAAUAGCCUGCCCGACUUCCAAAUCCCCGAUGGCCAGGGCAACCCUGGCGAGGACCCCAGGUUCGAAAUCGUGGAGCACUUUGGCAUCGCCUGGUUUACAUUUGAGUUGGUGGCCAGGUUUGCUGUGGCCCCUGACUUUCUCAAGUUCUUCAAGAAUGCUCUAAACCUUAUUGAUCUCAUGUCUAUUGUUCCCUUCUACAUUACUCUAGUGGUGAACCUGGUGGUGGAGAGUUCCCCUACCUUGGCUAACUUGGGCAGGGUGGCUCAGGUCCUGAGGCUGAUGAGGAUCUUCCGAAUUCUCAAGCUGGCCAGACACUCCACUGGCCUCCGCUCCUUGGGAGCCACCCUGAAAUACAGCUACAAGGAAGUGGGGCUGCUCUUGCUCUACCUCUCAGUGGGGAUUUCCAUCUUCUCUGUGGUGGCCUACACCAUUGAAAAAGAGGAGAACGAGGGCCUGGCUACCAUCCCCGCUUGCUGGUGGUGGGCUACCGUCAGUAUGACCACUGUCGGGUAUGGAGAUGUGGUCCCCGGGACGACAGCCGGGAAGCUGACUGCCUCUGCCUGCAUCUUGGCAGGCAUCCUGGUGGUGGUCUUACCCAUCACCUUGAUCUUCAAUAAGUUCUCCCACUUUUAUCGGCGCCAGAAGCAACUCGAGAGCGCCAUGCGUAGCUGUGACUUUGGAGAUGGAAUGAAGGAGGUCCCGUCGGUCAACUUAAGGGACUACUAUGCCCAUAAAGUUAAAUCCCUCAUGGCCAGCCUGACAAACAUGAGCAGGAGCUCGCCCAGUGAACUGAGUUUAGAUGAUUCUCUACACUAGUUGGGAUGGUUUGUGAUUGCGCGACGUACCUUGCUGAUCUGCCUCCUGUGCCUUUGGCACAAUCCAGGCACCGUAGGGUUAUGACAUAAAGAGUCAUCCCGACCCUAGAGGGAGAGCUGCAUGGGAAAUGAGCCCUAGGUUGCUUUUGCAAUGUUUAGAGUCAUUUUUUUUAGAGGAUGGUGUGUCGAACACCACGCCUUUGCAUCUUUCAGUGAAGUGACACUCACUGGUCUUUGCAUUAUGGGCAUAAAAUGUUCAUCUUUCUGCCAGAUGAGUACAUAGAAUGCUGAUCUCUCUGUCCAAUAUGUACACUAUUCUAGUGUGGAUGCCCCAGUAUUACCUGUGAGUAGAGUUGUCUGUGCUCCCAUUUCUGCGGUUGUUUGUGUGAACUCUAUACAAAAAGCCCCAACAAGUCUGUCCAGUGGAGGCACAUCUGUCUAUGGGGUCAGCAAGGAUAUCAUGAGAUUCGGAUCACAACUUUGUGAAAACAGAAUCUCAAUUAUUUGCCCACUACUUUCCCUUAAUUUUCAUACCAAAAUAGAAAGAUCGCAAAGCUAAGCACACUUAACUAAUGCAAGUCUUCUUUUUCCUCGAUUCUGUCCUUGUGAUGUGCAUGGAUAUGCCAGUCAGUAUUUAGGAAGAUGUGUAUUGAUGUGUCUCUCCUAAGUGUCAGUAUAAGAGAAUGUUAUUCAGUCCAUAUGUAGUAAAGACUGAAUUUUUUCCCUAAACAAAUAGAUUAGGAACAGGGACUUUAGCUAAACAUGGACCAAACCCUAGAAUGCUAUAAACAGAGUUUAUAUAGGCUAAGCCUUUUCAUUGAUGGUCAGGCCUCUAUUUUUCCUGAAGGAAUCAUAGAGACAUUUAUUUCUGGCUGAGAUUAUUAAUCCAGGCCAUUUUGACCAAAGUUUUCUGUGUCAGCAUGUUUUUCAAGUAUUUCUUCUUAAAGAUGUUUAGGAAUAAGGUUGUGUGUCUUUCUCAACUAGAAGAGGUUAGUGUUGCCUUGUUGUGAGGUGAGCAUCCUUAGGUUGCUACCAAGGGCAGUAGCUUAAACAUUUUCUUGCCUGCUCUGAAAGCUCAUAAUAGGACAGCCCUUUUAAUUCCAAGCAGAAUUCUCUUUAGGUAGCUCUGCUUCUAGGAUACAGGAUAGCACGUAGACGUUUUGAUUGCCUUGAGCUCCUGCCGUGAUGUGGAAACCUGGUAGUGAAGAAGAGUAAUACAGAUGUGUGUGAGGACAGAGUGGCUGACCCACGGUGGGGGCCCUGGAGUUCUUAUUUUCAUUGCAAUUGCAGGGUUUUCUUGUGGAGAGGCCAGAAGAAAAGAAAGAGUUAUAAAACCAAAAAACUACUACUUCAUAAAAUAUAAAUAACUGUGAAUUUCUUGAAAAGCCUAAACCUUUCGACCACUAAGCUUUGUUGAAGGGUUAGCACCAUUUCCUUUCCCAAUGCAUUCCUCUUCUGCACACAGUCAGCACAGAUGUUAUGAAGGGGAAGCUGGGCCCCUUUUAAGAUAAUUCUUUCUCAUCAUCCUCUACAUAAUCCAAUAGUUUUCCAGUGGCUUUCGUUGUUAAGUCUUUGGCAAGGCUGUGAGAAUCUACGAUCUAAAUAAGGAGAUAAAUGGACUUUUUUAUCCAAAGUUUGGACCUACUCUCAAUUGGUCCAUUUUGUGUUUUAGUCGGGUAAGGAUAAUCCAUACCUUAUGGGGUAUGUAGUGGAUCUCCUCAGAGGGCUUUGUGUACUAAGUGUUGUCAUGGCUACAAUAGUGUGGGCGAUUUGUUGGGUGAAUGCACUGGCCACUUAAUGUCCUUGAGCCUCCGGUUCAAAUCUUUCAUCAGACUGGAGUCUCACGAAGGGCAGAGGGUGGCAACCUCCUAGUGCCUCCAUGCAGACACACCAACGUGUGUGGUUCCAAAGGUGACUUAAAGGUCCCUGUCGGGGAGUCAGAAGACAGGGUUGUUUGCACAUGGAACUCUUGUCGGCUAGUAUCUUCAGUCCUGGAAGACAGAUCAUUUGCAAAACUGUCCCCAGAUGCACUGAAGGCAGGUGAUAGCGUAAACCUGUGAGAACCAUUCCGUCUGCUGAGGCUGAUGGUACAAGGCCACAGCAUGAUAUCCAUGGUCACUGACCAUGAAGCUGAUGCAAAGGAGAAAUGAGGCAAGAGGCAGAAUAACUUAGCCACUCCCGUAAAGAUUUUUUUCUAAAUGAAUGGGUUUACCACCGAAAAAGAGAUACCUCUAGUGGGUACCUACAAGGGUACAAAAGCUGGAAAACUUGACUUUUCUUUUUGGUAAUGACUUGUUUUAUCUGGUGCCUUUCUUUGGGGAAAUCCCAAAGUGCUUUAGAGACUGUCUUUUUAACAUUUCUUGUAUAUAUAUACAUGUAUGUAUACUUGUAAAAAAUAUUUCUUUGCCCACCGAGACUUUUAGUCACCUCUGAGCUGAAAAGUCCCAUUGGCAUUGAGUUCUCCAAGCAGUGGUUCCGGAGACCUCGAGGGAGGACACCCCAGCUGACGGGGACACUGCAGUGAGCGCCCCUAGAAAGUGAAUAGUGAUGCCAGGGACUCCAGGAACCCUUUCCUCACCACCACACCACACCAAGGUAUGACGUUCACAGGUGCUGGCUCAGAAGCAAAGCCUCUGAUUGGCCAUGUUAGAUAACGCCCCCACCGCAGCAGUUUCUCUUGAUAACCAGGGCAGGGCAGAUUAAUUUUCUGCUCUGUUCCUGGGAAUAACGGCCACAAAGAUGAAGUGUCCCCAUAAGACUGUCAAAGUGACCAGUGAUCAAUCCAUCCUUGGCGGGACACACACACACACACACACACACACACACACACACACUCUCUCUCUCUCUCUCUCUCUCACUCAUGUUCGCGCACACACAUGUUCACGUGUGUCCAGCUAGUGACUGAAGGGCAGCUUUACUCCUGGCAUUUGAUCUGCUCAAUGUCACUGGGACAGAUACAGGGGCCGAGCUUUCCUCGCAGCAUCUGAGAUGGGAAUGGCACGUGCUCCUUGUACACAUGGUCUAGUCUUGGACUGUGUUCCCAUCAGACGUCCUCAUUUCCCAGGUUUGCUGCCGAGGAGGGGCGUGUCGAACGCCGAGCUUAUGCCUGGCUCAUCAGGUAGUAAUUGGUGUUUAAUAUCCGAAUGUGUUAUUUCUACUUAUCAUAGCACUCGAAUCACUGAACUGCCUGUUAAUUAUUGCUUCAUUUCAAUGGAAAUGACUUGCUCUGCACUUUGGGAUGGCGGUGAUCUGUACAGGCUGUGUGGUCUCUACCUGAAGAUUUAACCGGUAUUCCUUUUAUGUGAACAGCAUGACUUGUUCCACGAUUGUAAUUUUAAACAUCGAGAACGCUGUAUUUGCAAUGUCAGUUUUAACACUCAUUAACACAC